This is a messenger RNA of Boleophthalmus pectinirostris (great blue-spotted mudskipper), 6707 nucleotides long. RefSeq names its product MLLT1 super elongation complex subunit a (gene mllt1a). Gene Ontology annotation, biological process: regulation of DNA-templated transcription. Gene Ontology annotation, cellular component: super elongation complex. The record is from RefSeq and is a predicted model, not a curated record. Bases 115 to 1881 code for a protein of 588 amino acids. The transcript is spliced from 12 exons. NCBI's taxonomy places the organism in Eukaryota, Metazoa, Chordata, Actinopteri, Gobiiformes, Gobiidae.
CGGAAAGGGGAGGGAGCCGUCUGCCUUCCGCUUCUAGGGCUGGAGAGAUUGGCACACAAUGAGGAGUAGGACGCCGCUCUAGAUAACUACAACAAUCACAGAGGCCAGAGAAACAUGGAGAAUCAGUGCACGGUGCAGGUGAAGCUGGAGCUGGGGCACAGGGCUCAGCUGAGGAAGAAGAUGACGUCCGAAGGCUUCACUCACGACUGGAUGGUGUUUGUGCGCGGCCCCGAGACUGGAGACAUCCAGCACUUUGUGGAGAAGGUCGUGUUCCGCCUCCACGAGAGCUUCCCCAAACCCAAGAGAGUGUGUAAAGAGCCGCCAUACAAAGUGGAGGAGUCGGGGUACGCAGGCUUCCUCAUGCCCAUCGAGGUCUACUUUAAGAACAAGGAGGAGCCAAAAAAGGUUUGCUUCAACUACGACCUGUUCCUAAACUUGGAGGGAAACCCGCCCGUGAACCACCUGCGCUGUGAGAAACUGACCUUUAACAACCCCACCAAAGAGUUCAGGAGGAAGCUGAUCAAGGCCGGAGGGGUCUUGGUGGUUCCUGAAGGAGCAGAAGCCGUGUCCAGGCCCAGUCCAGACUACCCCAUGUUACCCACAAUCCCCCUCUCCGCUUUCUCUGACCCCAAGAAAACAAAGACCUCUCAUGUGUCAAAGGAGCCCAGCAAAGAAGGAAGUGGAAGCAGCAAAGGUCCCAAACCACACAAAGUAACCAAGGAGCACCGAGAGCGCCCCCGAAAGGACUCUGAAAGUAAAGCACCAUCUAAAGGUGACACGGACAGAGAUGGCAGCAGCAAGAGCAGCAGGGACCCCUCCUCUUCAUCAUCCUCAAAAAAACCCUCAGACAUUAAAGUCAAAGAUGAAGUCAAAGUCCUACCUAAAGCAGCUUUUAAGGAGCCCAAACUCACCCUGAAGGAGUCCAAGAUGGAGGGCAUGUCGCCCAAGGGUGGGGGUCCGGGUGCGGGUGGAGGAGGUGGUGGAGGAGGGGGAGGAGGGACAGGAGAGGCUAAAGCUCCAGGGAAAAGACCAUCUACUGUGGACUCUCCCAAGCCCAGCACCAAGAAGCAAAAGAAGGGGAGCUCGGAGGGACCCAAGGGUACUGGGGGCGGGACUGGUUUCACCGGGUCGUCCCCACGGGUGUCAUCUUCGUCUGCAGGGGGGCAAGUGUACGAGAAGAAGCCCUCUAAAGACAAAGUGCGCUGGGUGAAGGGCAAAAACGAUGCACUGGAAAUGAAAGAGUCAAAGAAACUACAGGAGUCUGAGGAGUCCAACUCAGAAGAUGAGGCAUCGUCCAAGUCAGAGCAGUCUGCUCCUUCGAGUGCCUCAAACUCCAGCUCGAGCUCAGACUCAAGUUCAGACUCGGACUUUGAACCUGGACAAAAACCAGGACAAGGCCCUUUGAGAUCGAUGGUGGAGGAGAUUCAGUCAGAGGAGUCAGAUGACGAUGACAGCAGCUCAGAAGAGGAAACUCCCGUCAAAACCAACCCAGGAAACUCGCGCCUGAGCCUGGACAGUGAGAGUGACAGCAGCGAUGGGUCCCACCGCCCCAGCAGAGACCCCGCCCCUCCUGCUCAGAAACACGCCUCCAACAACAACAAAGUUUCAGGCAGAAAGAGCCCCGACUCCACCUUCCGCUCGGAGAAGGUGCUGAAGAAGGGAUACGACAAGGUAGGAAGGGCUUAUACUGAAGAGUUGGUCGACCUUCAUCGCAGACUCAUGGCUCUGCGGGAGCGCAACGUUCUACAACAGAUCGUGAACUUGAUCGAGGAGACGGGACACUUCAACGUGACCAACACCACCUUUGACUUUGACCUUUUUUCACUGGACGAAUCCACUGUCCGUAAACUACAGAGCUACCUGGAGGCCACAGCCACGUGACAGGACGCCGACCCCAAACUAAACUACCAAACAUCCACACAAACUAGACUCACAAGCACACAUGGGGUCUCCUCCGUGCUGCGUUCAAGGACUGCAGGAACAAAGUGAAGAGGAGGACAAACUAGGAUUUUUACUGAACAAUGUUUUUACUUUUGAGUGUAUGCAGAGCGAUAAAACUCAACACAAUGUCAGGGCUGCACAGUAUUAGAAAAGACUCGAUUUUAAAUAUUCUAAUAAUGUUUUUAACAAUGUAAUACUCCCAAUGGAUAACAUCAAAUUGAAAAAAAAUAAGUUAAAGAUGUACUAAGUAACUUUUCUGAUUGAGGUGUGCGCCAUGUGCUUGUCUCCAUGGAGAUUUUGCCGUGCUUGGAAUGUUCCACAGUAUGGCUUUAUGGCAGUAUGGUGUUACUAGACUCAAAUUACCUUGCAGAAUAUGUAUUAUUACAGUGAGCAGGGGCGCCUCUCCACAGAUCUGACCAGUGCCUAGGCCAGAUAUUGUCAUCCUCUUGUCUCCAUGGAGCUAGAUACGUUCCACAGGGCUGACCCAGCACCAGAAAAGUUACACAGUGCUUCUUUAACUUGGACUGAACCAUACCUAGACAAGAUUUUAACAACAUUUUGAGAUUUUCCUGAACUCAACUGAACGCUACCUUUUUAAAUUACAAAAACACUCAACGUUUUUAGCCUGUUUUAAUUCUAAUCUACAGUCUACACAAUAUCGUGCAGCCCUGCCCACUCCCCUGUCUGGUUCUUCUCGUUUCACCCCUUCUCAGUGCUCCUUCCCGGGCCGCCCCUCGCUGCCCCUCCCCCUGGGGUCAGCUGGAGCUCAUUUCUUUGCCGGCGUUUCCCCAAAAAACCCUCAGAGUUUGGGCACAAGAGGCCGGGGCUCGAGUUCAGAUGUUGCCUUUGUGAGGGUCCAAACCGCAGCUGGUGUCUCUCCUUCAGUGCUGCUUUUACAAACACAUUACAGGCAAAUAAUAGAACAAUACAAGUCCAACGACGCGGUCUGUUUACACGCCACUUGAGAAAAUUGAGUUAAUAUGGAGAUUUAAAGAUACACUGCGUAACCUUUCUUGUGGAGUGUCUGCAAUCUGCUUGUCUCUGUUUAGGUUUGUGAGUUCUCAGUAUGGCAUUCAAAUUUUUCACUUGAAUUUAUUGGAUUACAGGCAUUUAAAUAGGCAAAAAAUACCAUCAAAAACAUGCAUUCUUAUUGUGAGUGGGCUCGCCUCUUCACAGAUGUGAUCUAUAACUUUGCCUGAUGGUUAGGGUGACCAGAUAUUCUGAAUUCUAAACUAGGACACACCCAGGUUGGGAUGGUUGGUAUAAAUAAAAUUGUGAAAAGAGUGUGUAACAUUCUUGUGUCAGUCGUCAUCUGAGGGAUUUUUGUCGCUUUUUUUUGCUUUAUGGUAAUUUGAAAACACUUUUUUCUGUAUUUUGAUAAAACAAAUGACAACUUAUGCUCCUCUUUACUGUUGGCAAGGAUCUGAUUCGUCAAAAAUUGUGAUAGUUCUGUUUUAGUCCAGGUUUAAACUUGAUGUAGUCCUGGUUUAGUCUUUGUUUAGUCUUGGUUCAGACCUGUUUUAGAUCAAAUUGGUCAAAAAUAGGGACACCUCAGACAUUUCUUGUAUAAAACUUGGACAAAUCACUGCUUUUGUAUAAAUCUGCUGGGACAGGGGACACAGGACUCAAAACUGGGACUGUCUCGGAUAAACAGAGACAUUUGGUCACCCUAUUGAUGGUGUUACCUGUUUGUCCCCGUUGAAAUAGACAAAUUAAAUUCUGUACUGUGGAAGAUCCCAGGCACAGCAAUGGCAUUAUCACCAUGGAGACAAGCAGCUUGCAGAUACUCCACAAGAAAUGUUACGCACUGCACCUUUAAUUAAUUACGUCUGAAAUGAAGGUUAUCUAUGCACAUUAGGCGAAUUUCUCAAAAACAAGUUAAUUUGCUUUCUGAAGGAAUCUUGACAGUAGACUUCAUAAAACAAAACGCUGUGACUUCUGGACAUGUUUUUGAAAGUUGAGCCUUGCCCUCUGCGAUUCUGCCCCCUCCUAACUACACCCGGCCCCUCCGAAAUACCCCUACCCCUUCCAAACUACCCCUGCCCCUCUCAUAGUGUCUCGCAUGAACUCAACUGCCUUCUAGUGCCACCUGGUAGGGCUAAGGGGGGAUACGUUUAAUACUGAGCUAGGCCUGUCACGAUAAUUACUACAUCGGCUUCCAUAAUGAAACUAUCCUUUUAAGGGGUCAAUAGUGAUCAUCCGGACUGUUUCUUGGUUAAAAUGGGUAGCUUUUUGUUAUUUUUUGCGAUAAGAUUCGAGAUAGACCGAUAUAUAGAGCCGAUAUUUGGACUUUUUAGUGUAUCAGCUGUCUGCCUUAAAUCUCCAGCACAGGCCGAUAUAAAUUUUGAUCCAUCUGCUGCCUAAAAAUAUGAAAACAAUAUCGACAGAGAUUAUCGGCCCUCAGUUGUUCUGGAUUCUAAACCAUCAGUACCGAUAUCAGCCAUGAAAAAAAACAUAUCAGUUGAUGUCUAGAAGGAAAUUAUGGGGCUGCACGAUCUGGGAAAAAUAUCGAAUUGAGACAAACAUUAUGAUUUAGAUUUAAGUUUUAAUAAUAGGAUUUUGUUCAGAGUUUAUGUUUUAAAAGUGACCAGAAGAACUGACAAAAAGACUGAAAUGUAAACUGUCAAAAAUAAUACAAGAAUCACAUUUUAAAAGAUGUUUGUACAGAUCAUAGACUGUAUAUAGAAGCAGACUAAGGGAGUGUGACAUCACCCAUUGUGUCUCCAGUCAAAUGAAGCUCACCGACGCCUGCGGUUAAAGGAGCAAAUCUGUAGCCAAGGGAUUUAUUAAUGAACAAAAUAUAGAAGUAAAAACACUAGAGCGGGUUAAUACAGACAUUUUAAGACCUAAAUGACGAGGCUCAAUACAGCAGUGUUUCAAUGUGAAGUGUUGAGUUGAUACAGCCAGAAGUGCCACAUGCUCACUUCCUAUUUGGAUCAUGGCAGCUAAUGGUUGAGAGAUGUCCAUUUAUAUAUACAGUCUAUGGUACUGAUUUAAACUACAGGGUUAGUCAUUUUUAUGGAGAAUAAGACAGGAUAUUUUGUUUUGUCAAGGAAAUGAGGAUAGUUUGCAUUAGCGUCCAUUAAAAUUUGUAUUAGAUUGUGAUUAAUCUUGCAGCCCUACUAAACUGCCCCUAUGCUUUAUUAUAGAUAAUGUCUAACUCAAAGCUAGCUCAUAGUUUUUAACAAUACACGUAAUUCUGAAAAGGUUUAAAGGUGCACUAUGUGACUUUUUGGUUUGGUCGUCACCUGCUUGUUUUUAAAGAUAUGUCAUUUCUCUGCCUGGAAUGUUCCAAAGUGUGACAUUAAACAGCUCUACCUUACAUUUAUUCAAUUACAAACAGUUUUAUAGCUCAGAAAUACUUAGAAAAACAGGUAUUCUGGCUGAGCGGAGUCACCUCUCCACAGAUCUGACCUGUAACUUGGUCCGGUUUUGAUCUUCAAGAAGAUAAAAUGCUUUAAUGCCAUACUGUGAAACAUUCCAGACAAAGCAAUAACAUCUUCACGGAGAAAAGCAUUUGACGGACUCUACGCCAGAAAAGUUACACAAUGCGCCUUUAACCGGGCUUUAGGGUUACUGCGUCAGUAGCAUCUAUUUCUUCCAAUAUUAUCCUUUAUCUUUAGCAAUAUUUCACGUUUCAAAAUUUAUCGUGACAGGCCUAAACAAAGCCGUGAAAAGUAGCCAUAAUCGUCUCCCAGAUUCCAAAAAAACAAAACAAAACGAAAAAAAAAAAAAAAAAAGAAUUAAAGGGGCCACGCUUUCGAAAGUUUUAUUUUUGUACAACGUGUGUAUUUAUUCCCAGAUUGCGAGCUAUGAAUGUAUAUAAAACGCUUUUACUUUUUUACCGCUAACUACAGCUCCUCUCCUAGUGCCUUUUCUUCAACUUGAGUGAGAGGGGGGUUAGCCAUGGUCAGUCCCCCUGUCUUCCCUCGGGGGGCGCCAGUGUUAAUUGGGAUGCCUGAAUCUCCAGUAUUGUCUUAAUAACUGCUUACAUUUCUGUCCAUUAUCGUCCGCUGUCUUCUCAUCGUGAAUGGUCUUUUUAAAUGGUUUUCUCAACUGUAGGUGGUCAUUUUCUCUUUAGCGAUGGUAGAUUCCGUGUUGAAAAGGGAGCCUGUUUAAUUAUUAGCGGUAGUUUUAGCUCCGUGUUGUGCUUUUGAGAGGCUGAGAAGCGGUUGUUUUUGAAUGGGCCUUUUUUUUUUCCCCCUCGAAGUACUUUUGUGGGCUACCGGUGGAGCAGUUCCAAGCUCUUCAAAAGCUAAUAGAAAUGUAUCCUAACAAAGCCUCUUAGCAACCAGCUCCCAGUGUCUCACAACGGCUGUAGCUUGCAUGAUGAACGGUUUUCUCUGGGUAAAUCCUCCGUGAUAUUAAAGCUGCACUGUGUAACUUUCCAUGCUUUUGCUCAGAAUUGUUCCGCAAUAUGGCAUUUCACAUGUAUCUGUCGUGCAUUUGUUCAAUUACAUGUGGGGCUGCAUCUCCAUUAGGGAUGUAACAGUAACCAAAAUAUCGUGAUAUCAUAUCGUCAAAAGUGUCACUAGAAUAUCGUAGGCUGUCACAGUAUUUCAAAUUUACAAGUUUCUUUGUUUAAAUGCUUGGUUUUUUAGUAGCAACAGCUUAUAAACAUCGGGAACUACAUAUCCCAUGAUUCAUUUCAUUGCAGAAAACACAAAGAAAUUAGUUUUUACUUGAAUUCUUGGGAUUAUGAUGAAAAUAAUUCACACCAAAAUCUUGUCAAGGUAUUUUAAAAGCAAAAUAAAUAUCACAAUAAA